Panicum virgatum (switchgrass) is the source of this 1086-nucleotide messenger RNA. RefSeq names its product ATP-dependent DNA helicase PIF2-like. Lineage: Eukaryota; Viridiplantae; Streptophyta; Magnoliopsida; Poales; Poaceae. Gene Ontology annotation, molecular function: DNA helicase activity. The coding region runs from base 40 to 1086 and encodes 348 amino acids. The record is from RefSeq and is a predicted model, not a curated record. Gene Ontology annotation, biological process: DNA repair; telomere maintenance. The transcript is spliced from 3 exons.
CAGUUUGUCCUUCGAGACAUUGUAGAUAUUCUCUCCUCGAUGGGUAAAGACAUUAAAAAUUACGGACUGCCAUCCAUGCAACUAUCUGGGGAGACGAAUAGAGAUUAUUAUAGGGAGCUAACUGAGGAGAGAAAAAUUGUUGUAUCUGAUGAGGACAUUAAAUUAGCUGAGUCACUUAAUGCUGAGGAGAUGGAAGGUUUCAACGAAAUUUUAGAUCAUGUUAUGACAAAUAAAGGGAAAGUUUUCUUUGUAGAUGGUCCUGGUGGGACCGAGAAGACUUAUCUUUACAGGGCACUUUUGGCCAGAGUUCGGUCGACGGACCACAUCGCAAUAGCUACGGCUACGUUUAGAAUUGCAGCAUCCAUCAUGCCUGGAGGUCGGACAGCACAUUCGAGGUUCAAAAUUCCCAUAAAACUUGAAGAUAAUUUUGUGUGCAACUUUACCAAACAAAGUGGUACUGCAGAACUAUUGUGCGAGGCAUCUUUAAUUAUAUGGGAUGAGGUUGCGAUGGCACGAAGGCAGGCUGUAGAGACACUUGACAGAUCUUUACAGGAUAUUACAGGAUGUGAUUUACCAUUUGGUGGUAAAAUAAUGGUAUUUGGAGGGGAUUUCAGACAAGUUCUACUUGUUGUUCCUAGAGGUACUAGAGCACAAAUUUGUGAUGCUACCUUGCUUCAAUCCUAUAUAUGGGAUGAUAUCAAGAUAAUACGGUUGAAGAAGAACAUGAGGGCCCAGAAUGAUGUAUGGUUCUCGCAGUUUCUAUUAAGAAUUGGUGAUGGGACAGAAAAGACAUUCCCACAUGACUAUGUGGAUCUGCCGGAUGACAUUAUGCUUGAGUAUAAUGAUGAUCUGUCUAUUGAUACUCUCAUCGACUAUGCCUCGUGCCUGGUCCGGCCUGCUUCCUCCGACUUGGGCUACUUGCACCUCAUGCUGGUGCUGGCCUGCCGCGCUGCCUGGCCGGCCUGCUCCUCCAGGCCCGCGCUGCCGCUCUGCAUUUCUGGCCUGCAGCGCUGCCGGCUAGCUGCUUGCAAAGGCCUGCUUGCGCACGACCUGACAGCGCUGGCUGCCCGCCUCGCCUGGCAGUAG